This is a messenger RNA of Pleurotus ostreatus (oyster mushroom), 1308 nucleotides long. RefSeq lists its product as uncharacterized. The transcript has 4 exons. NCBI's taxonomy places the organism in Eukaryota, Fungi, Basidiomycota, Agaricomycetes, Agaricales, Pleurotaceae. The record is from RefSeq and is a predicted model, not a curated record. Bases 1 to 1308 code for a protein of 435 amino acids.
AUGGAAGACUGCACUGCUUACUCCACUACUGAACGCCUUGCCAAGAUCAGAGAGGCUGACAAGUACUCUGAGGAUCAGGUUUUUAUGCUUUCGUAUUGCGGCAAAGCACCCCGAGGCGAUUUACAAUGGCCACCCGCUGACCUCGCUGGGCCGAGCAUUGCGAUUUAUCACCCCAUAUUUGCGAUAUUCCAGCGAGCCCUCAGCCAAACUCCUUUACCCGGCGACAUUUCUCGUGAAGACUUAGAUUCUGCGUCCUUAUUGAUCUCAUUGAGCACGCAAUACUAUACCACAGAGCCGGAACGCCAAUAUGCUAUCUCGUCAGUCGUGGAAGCCUUGCUAGGUCCUUCGUUUGUGUUCCGGGAGACUCUCAUUCGUUGUGGAAUCAUUUCCUUCACGCUUGAUGGGAACAGGCGAGCAAACUGUGGCCUCUUCAAACGUACCGAUCCAAACGUAACGAUCCCCAAUGGGAUUGGCUUGGGCGAAUCAGACCCAAUAGAACAGGCCGAAACGGCCUAUCUCAUCGUAGCGACUGCACCCGAGGUCCUGCAUGCCUUCAUUUUAGAAAUCAGCGGCCCGUAUCUUACUGUCUCUGGGACCAUCUACGUUGACGGUGUUAUCACGGAGCGAUUGACCGACUUCAUUUCUCUCGUGCCUUUGUUAUCAUCUCAAGCACCCCUUGGCCAUGCUUCAGCCCACGACAAACUCACCUACCAAAUUGCUCAUUUUUUCCAAUAUCUCCGAGAAUGUUCAGACCAGCUCGCUGCUGACCGUAGCGAGCGUACCGUAUUCCUCGCGAAGGCGGAAAGAGCCGGCCAGCCAACGAUAGACUGUAUCGUCAAGUUUGCUUCGGCCUACUGCGCAGACGCCCACAAUAUCGUGCAUGAGGCAGGUGCGGCACCGAGGCUCUUGUACUGCGAGUUUGUACCAUCGGUCGGCAAGUUCUGUGUUGUUACCGAGUUUGUCCACGAGCAGGAGGGAGCGCGCCUGACAUCGGCUGGUAUCCAGACGUUGCAGAAUGCUGUGGGCGCUUUGCACGCUCGCUCGUACGUCUUCGGUGACUUGCGCGACGGCAAUAUUCUUGUAGAUGGACAGGGCAAUCCAAACUUGAUUGAUUUCGAUUGGAGCGGCAUCGAAGGCAAUGUCUUCUAUCCGAUGAAUAUCAACGAGCGCAUCGGCUGGGUAAGGGGGGUGCAGGCAGGAGGGCGAAUUAUGCGCGAUCACGACAUAGCUAUGUUGCGCAAGUUCCUUGACGCACAGAAUCAGCCCUCGAUCUCUAGCAGCGGCGCAACAAGACUUGCCGCAGAAUAA